Durusdinium trenchii is the source of this 1143-nucleotide messenger RNA. Lineage: Eukaryota; Dinophyceae; Suessiales; Symbiodiniaceae. The record is from the annotation of a GenBank genome assembly.
AUGAUGGCCACAAAGGAGCUUCAGAUUCAGUUGGAGAAGAGGUUGCAGAAGCAGAACGAGGAGUUCACUAGUCCGAUGCGGCGUUUGCAUGGUAUCAAAAAUUUGAAUCUACCUCCUCGCUCGGGCACGACUUUGGCUCCGAUUCGCAUCGCUUCGCCCUACCCCUCGACAGAGCCCUCCCCACGCGACGCAGAGCACCCGAUCUGGAAGCGGAUCCGGGCAGCGGAGAAGCAGCGCGAUGAGGCGCUGCGGCAGCUCCGGGAGAUCGAGCACAGCUCGGCGAAGACGGGGUGCGAGGCAGCUGCUGAGAUCGUGCGCCUGCGGAUGAAGACACAGGACAUGAAACGAGAGGUGAACACGGCCAAGGAGGAGGUGCAUGUGCUCCGAAGGACGCGGACGCAGGAUAUGCUGCGGCAACGAAGCGCUGAGGAGGCACACGAGAGAUUGAGCUAUGCCUCGGAGUGUGCCAUGAAGCAAAAGCUGGAGCUGGAGGCUGAAGUCCUCCGGGCCAAGGAGGAAAAGCGGCAGUUAGCUGAACAGGUGGAAAAGCUGGAGUCGGCAGUCACCCAGCACAUCCGUACGAAGGUGGAAUUGCAAGAGAGGCUGAUGAAAAGCCGCGAAUGUGAAGUGAACUUGCGUGAAGAGUUGAAGAAUCGCAAGUCUGAGUUGGCCAUGAAAACCUUCUCCUUACACACGGAUGAUGAUGCUGAUGAUACAGAUGAUCGUGAUUUGGAUGAUUUAGAGUUCAGUUACGAUGGUCUGGAUCUCUGCAAUUUGAUGCCCUUUGAUCGAGCCUUCCGUCUAGCCAGCUCAGGGCGGCACAAACCGGUAGAGCUAGAGCCGGCAGAGCCCGAGCUAGAUGACCAGCAGUUCCAGGAGGCCGUCGAGUCCUUGGAAAAAGUCAUUCUCGAGUUCACUCGUUCUCUUGAAGCGGAGGAGGCUGAGAAGGCGAAGACCUCACCGGCCUCGACGGCACCUGUCACACCGGUUGCACAGCCCAUUGCGCCCGAGUCGGAGACCGAACACCGAGUGGAGACCAUUGAGGCUGAAGAAGCCACGCCGAAGUCGCCGAAGUCACCCCCGCGGGUUCUCUCGGGCUUUGCUUUCAUGUCUCCUUAUGCUUCCUUGUACAAAUACAUGUGA